Molecule: messenger RNA, 2847 nt
Organism: Magnusiomyces paraingens
Lineage: Eukaryota; Fungi; Ascomycota; Dipodascomycetes; Dipodascales; Dipodascaceae
Exons: 4
Coding region: 1-2847 (948 amino acids)
Biological process (GO): protein ubiquitination; ubiquitin-dependent protein catabolic process
Cellular component (GO): ubiquitin ligase complex; cytosol
Molecular function (GO): metal ion binding; ubiquitin protein ligase activity
Source: RefSeq, a predicted model, not a curated record
AUGGCGGAAGUACGACUAACAGAUCAUUUGCAUCUGCGCGAUAGCUUUCAAAGCAAAACCAAAGAAGACAUUGUGGAAAACCUGGUCAAGUUCUCCCAGAAUGUUAUUUGCCCCAUUUGUCAGGAUGUCAUGUUUACGCCCUGCAUCACCUCUUGCGGCCAUGACUUUUGCUAUUCAUGUCUUAAUGAAUGGUUCCAGAGAAAUCCUGAAGAAACAAAAUGUCCGACCUGCCGAGAACCGGUAACUCAAAGACCCUCCAUCAGCCAUAAUAUGCGCUCGCUUGUAUCGAUUCUUGUAGAAGUCUCGUCCUCGCCUACUGUGCAAGAAAUGAAGACUAAGGCCGACGCGGAAUAUGCUGAGGUGAUGCGCGACCACAGCAAUCUCUUCCCAGAGCUUUUCAAUGAUGCCCCGCGGCUGGCAGCGCUGUUCGACGCAGACGAUAGAGUUUCGCGAUGCCCUUACUGCACUUGGGAGCUUGAGCCCGAGAGUUUGGUCUCGCAUACCUGCAGUCAUUGCCGACGCAGAAUUUCAUGGAGAGACGUACAGGAGGGAGGCCAGCUUCGCAGGCUUUGGUCUACUGACGAAGAAAAUGAUGAUGAUAAUGACGAUGAUAAUGACGACGAAGAUGACGAGGAUGAGGAAUAUGAUAGUCUUCGCCAAGGUCUCAGGAAUUUUGAGAACUUUGGCCCAAGAAAUUAUUACCCCAGUGAGGAUGGUGAAGAAUUAGAUGUAUUCAUUGUCCCAGACGACUAUUUUUCUGAAGGUGAAGGUGCGUCAGAGGAUAACGAUAACGAUGGUAAUUCUAGUGACGAAUGGAACAGAACUUAUCAACGAUACAGGCAGGUCUUUGCAGAUAGAAUUUCUGGGUUAAGGGGCGAUGAUGAUGAGGAGGAUAUAGACGAGGAGGAGGAUUUGGAUGAAGAUCUUGGACGGGACUAUAGCGAUGCAUCUGAGUAUCCUUCGGACAAUGAGUAUAUAUCACCAGAAGAAGGUCCGGGUGGAGUUUCUGAUGAUGGAGAUGACGACGAUGUUUUGGUGGUACGAGCGACUCGCCGACACACUGUCCCUCUUUUAUCUGACGAAGAAGAUGAAGAUAAUAAUGACGACGAUGACGAUGGUAACGACGAUAACGAUGACAACGACAAUGACAAUGACAAUGAUAAUGACAAUGACAAUGAAGAUGAGGAAUCAGAGGAUGACUCCGUUGAGGAACAACGAAGGCCAAACGAAUCUCGCCGAGAAUUAACUACGCAAAUGUUUAGAGACAGAUUGUCUACGCCUACAGUCCCGGAAACCCCUCCACCUCCUUACUCGUCUCCCGCACCUGUUUCUGCGGCAGCCGCAGCUUCUGCAGCUUCUGUGGCCCGAUAUGCAGCAUUGCAGCGGCAGGCAGAACGUGGGAGGCGUGUCUCACGUACCGGAACAACGUCGAGUCUAACCACAGGCUUACAAAAUCAACCGCAACAGCAACAGCAACAGCACCAGCACCAGCACCAGCACCAGCAUCAGCAUCAGCAACCGACAUCUGUGGCAUCACAAGCUUCAAUGGCAACGCCAAACUCAACAACAAACUACCCACCUACUUACUCUGCAGCGGUGACACAAGCCCUUGCAAGUGGGUAUUCCGGAGGACACGGCCCGAUUCCUCGGCCUGUGCUGACGGCUCCAAUUCGAUGGCAAAAUAAUCGGUUGCCUUAUCCUGAGUAUGACAACGUACCGUCAAGAAGAGAAAUGCAUCAUCAAUCUCAACGCCAACCUGCACAGAAUCAGAAUCAGCAUCAGCAUCAUUCUUUGCAGCAACAGCAUUCUCACCGGUCAACGCGACAGUCUCAGUCUCAGUCUCAGUCUCAGUCCCAUCAACUGUCACAUGGUCUUGCUCGACGGCCUGGCGGGCCCAGUAGUGGGCAAAUGAUUAUGGCUACAAAUCCACCAGCACCUUCGGCAGGCAUGACGUUUGGAGCAUCUUCAGCACUUAUCCCGCUUGGCCAUCCGCUAUCAACGCCAUCAGUGACUCUGCCGCUGACUAGAGCGGCUGCAUCAAACUCGGGGCAGUUACUCAUGUCUGUAGCUCAGGAACAGCCGCGAGUUCAGGGACCACCGGUUCCUCCGCGAAUCCCGCUUGACCACCCUGAACCAACACAGCCGCAACAAUUACAACCUCAACCUCAACCUCAACCUCAGUCGGUACCACAACCUGCACAACAAAGUUCAGUAGCAAGACAAAUUUUGCGGCAGCGUCAGCAGCAGCAAGAACAGCAACAGCACCAAGCAGCUGUUUCUGCUUCUGCGUCUGCGUCUGCGUCUGCAUCUGCCCGAACUCAAAUGCGUCAUGAUCGGGCCUCUACAGGUUCUCGUCGUCAAGCCCGAGAUACGCGUCGACGGCGGAUCGUAAUGGACGAGGACGAGGAAGAAGAGAGCCGAGGUGGAGAUAGUAUUAAUGCCAGUAUGUCGGGAGGGGCAGCUGUACCAUCACCACCACGGCACGAGGUUAACACAUUUUCGUUUCGCGACGUACCUGUGGCAUUAACUUAUGAUGUGCACGGGUACCUUGGCGGAACCUCGAGGGGAGGAAUGGCAGAUGCACCAUCGUCAUCAGCAUCGUCGUCGUCGAGACCGUCGAUAUCGACUUCAGGGGAAUCCAGCAGUAGCAGUCAAGGAUUCGGGUUUGGUGUCACUGGUCGGCGCGGAGAUAACGAACCGGAUAGUGAUGAAGAGCGGGAUAGCAGGACUGGCUAUGGCGAUGGCGGUGGCAAUGAGGAUAGUGAAGAAGAAACAGAGCGAGCAUAUGCACGGCGAGAUCGCGGUCGGCGGCAUAAGUUCUUUUCAUCCCGGUUACGAGGUAGAUAG